Messenger RNA from Klebsormidium nitens, 747 nucleotides. Lineage: Eukaryota; Viridiplantae; Streptophyta; Klebsormidiophyceae; Klebsormidiales; Klebsormidiaceae. The record is from the annotation of a GenBank genome assembly.
AUGGCGGGUGCUUAUGGAGGGGGGCGCAGUUUGGAAGAGGCGGAGCACUGGAUUGAUAUUCCAGAGAGCGUGGUGGUCGUGAAGAAUACAGUGUACGUCCUCAGCGAGCCGAAGCGCAGUUCAGAUACACCGCACUCAAAGGACAUUCCGCUGCCAAGGCACCGGUACCAGUCCGUUUCUGUGAGACUCGGCGGCUCCAAUCCCGGAAAUAUGGUCUGCACGGCCAUAAGCGACGAGUCCCUAUACAUAUGCGCGCGGAGACACGAUUCGGUGGUCCUGUCUUUGAAGAUCGACGAGAUAGAAAAGCAGCAGUGGAAGAGCUUCAAACUCACCCCUACAAAGGAGCCUUUUCUCGAAGCAAGGUCGAUGGCUGUUGCAGCAAACAACGGUGUCGACGAAGUGAGCCUCGACGGGUGGAGACGUGAGCGGGACUCUUACGGCCGCUCUCGAGGCAGCGACGAUGAGAUUCUCGUUAGCACCUUCAAGCUCGUACCAACCCUCGAGACGACGUGCUCAGGGGAAGAAGCUGACCCAAUAUCUGCGCUGGACAACGAGUACUCUGCCAUGAAACGGUCUCUGGACGACGACUACUACGGCAGGCUGCACUUCGUUGACGGCGAGCCGCUCGUCUUGGGGCUUUCCGGGGGCGUGUGGCAGCGGACCGGAAAAGACCUUCGCUAUAUUUCUGGGGCGUUCAAAGGGCAUCAGAGAGGUGCGCUGUGGUGGUCGAGCCUCCUUACAGUGUAA